Molecule: messenger RNA, 681 nt
Organism: Cyphellophora attinorum
Lineage: Eukaryota; Fungi; Ascomycota; Eurotiomycetes; Chaetothyriales; Cyphellophoraceae
Exons: 1
Coding region: 1-681 (226 amino acids)
Source: RefSeq, a predicted model, not a curated record
AUGUCUGGUUCCUCACGCUCGAGAAACGACACAUCUACCCACAACAUCGGGAACAGCACCCUGGACGCAAUCCGAGAGUGCGUUGACGCGUUGCACAAAAUCAGGAAGCGAAAUUUUCUUACCUAUCAGCGGAACACCGACAAGAGAAUGGGCAAACCCAAGCAGAACGAUCUCAUCAAGGAACAGAAGAAAGCCAAUGCAGUGACCCAUGAUGCCAAUUGUAGACUGGACGCUUACACUAUGCAUUUGAGGGCCAGUUUAACUUCGGGUACUCCGAGCCCGUGGGAGAUGGCAAAGUUCGAAGAACUAUACGGCGUCGACUACGGUACGGUCUUGCAGCAUAUUCACAAUCCAGAUUUUCUACAAGUCACCAACCAUCGCGCUACAGCGAUGAUGGAGCUUGCGAGGAGCCACAACGGACUUGAGACGUUCAUAGAUGACAUUGAUCGGUACCAGAACAAUGUCGCACGCAUCGCAGGUCCAGCCCAGCUGGCGAAUCACGAACUCCAUCACUGGGCUUCACAGAUCGAUCUAGACUCUUACUCGAUUUUACCUCGGCGUGGGUCUCCAGGGACGCCGGCAAAACCCAGAAGAAACGUGAUGGAUUUUCUGAAAAUCACGACAGGUACCCAAUCUCAGCAGAGAGAAGCAGCUCGCCUAGCCAAACUUGACGCAGGGUAA